Molecule: messenger RNA, 297 nt
Organism: Staurois parvus
Lineage: Eukaryota; Metazoa; Chordata; Amphibia; Anura; Ranidae
Source: the annotation of a GenBank genome assembly
UGUCAGUCAGUGCCACCUAUCAAUGCCAGUCAGGGCUACCUAUCAGUGCUGCCAUCAGUGUCGCCUAUCAGUGCCAGUCAGUGCUGCCUAUCAGUGUCAUAUAUGAGUGCUGCUUUUCAGUGCCCAUCAGUGAUGCCUGUCAAUGCCCAUCAGUGCCAUCUACCAGUGCCUCCUCAUCAGUGCCCAUCAGUGCCACCUAUCAGUGUCCAUCAGUGCAGCCUAUCAGUGCCCAUCACUGCAGCCUCAUUAGCGCACAUCACUGAAGGAAAAAAAAUCACAUAUUUACAAAAUUUUAUA